GUUAAAAAAAGGCUGUUAUAUAUCCCAACACAUCCACAAACCAAACAUUCAAAAACUCUCAUCACACUUCUACUAGCCCAAAUUAACCAAAAGAGAACCGAGAGAUAAAAAAAAGCCUCAAAGCUCGUAGAUCGAUCUAGCUUCAUCAAUGGCGGAACUUGAAAACCCAAAGGUGAUGACAAGUCUAAUCACAUUUCUGUCUUCUUUGCUCCAAAGGGUAUCUGAAUCAAACGACAUCAACUGCCAAUUCCAAGCUCAGAAAAUUUCAAUCUUCAAUGGCUUGAGUCGACCCACAAUUACUAUACAAAGCUAUUUGGAGAGGAUUUUCAAGUAUGCCAAUUGCAGUCCAUCUUGCUAUAUAGUUGCUUAUGUUUAUUUGGACCGUUUUGCUCAGAAGCAAACUUCUUUGCCCAUUAACUCAUUCAAUGUUCAUCGCUUGCUCAUCACAAGUGUCAUGGUUGCUGCCAAAUUCAUGGACGACAUGUACUACAACAAUGCUUACUAUGCAAAAGUAGGAGGAAUCAGCACAAAAGAGAUGAACUUUCUUGAAGUGGAUUUCCUAUUUGGAGUAGGGUUUCAGUUGAAUGUGACCCCAACCACAUUCCAAACCUAUUGUUGUUAUCUCCAAAGAGAAAUGCUUCUAAUGCAACCACCACUAAGUACUUCUUCUUCUUCUUUAGAUUCUUCUCUUACUUUGGGAAAAUCACUAAAGCUUCACUUGUGCUUCAAUGAAGAAGAUCAAUCCUCUCAUCAAACACAACAACAACUAGCUGUUUGAUCAUCCAAUAAUAUACUCUUCAAAAGUUAAACAACUUGUUUUUCAAACUCUGUACGUAGUUAAGUAGUAUUAGAGGAACAAAAAGCUGUGAUUUUUAUUACUUUAUUUUUCAUCCAUAUAUUUUUGUUGGAUAAGUGAAUUGUUGUUUUUAAUUAUGUGAAAGUCAUCAUCAUCAUCAUCAUGUAUUGGUAUUUAAUUUGGGUAUAUGUACAGAUCAUGGGAGUCUAUCUUUUGCUUUACAGACUGGCUUAUGAAUUAAAGACUUUUUCUUUAUA
Humulus lupulus (European hop) is the source of this 1053-nucleotide messenger RNA. Its product is annotated as cyclin-U4-1-like. Gene Ontology annotation, biological process: regulation of cyclin-dependent protein serine/threonine kinase activity. Lineage: Eukaryota; Viridiplantae; Streptophyta; Magnoliopsida; Rosales; Cannabaceae. The transcript has 2 exons. Gene Ontology annotation, molecular function: protein kinase binding. Bases 149 to 778 code for a protein of 209 amino acids. The record is from RefSeq and is a predicted model, not a curated record.